CGCUCGAGACGCAGCGGCAGAGAGGGGAGCUCGCGCUUCUUGCUCCGGGGAUAUCACCUCUGACGGACUUGAUAUCAAACCAAAAAAAAAAUUAAAAUAAAUAAAUACGCAGUUCAUCUCUGACUAUGACCACUUGGGUGUCAAUUAACAAGUGCAGUUUCUCGGGACAUAAACUGCUCUAAUGGUUUUUACCGUCACUGGUUUUAAUGUGUUUUAUGUGUUUGCGCUCAACAGUGAGGUAGACUCAUUUUCCAGGAGUGUCGGAUUUAUCCCGUGGAUGCGGCUGCAGGGGUCGGUGUCUGAGCCCCGCAGGAUCAGCCUGUCAUAGGGCAUCAUGAUUUCUCGGGUUGUUCACAAGUGGAUGAGGAAUAUUUCUCCCGAGAUGCUGCUGUUGGUGCCCAUGUUGUGGUUUUUACCUCUGACUGGAGCGGCUCCUUCUGUCACUACCGAGCAGCUGGACACUGGGGUGGACUGGCUAAGUAAGUUUGGCUACCUCCCACCCCCUGACCCAGUGACUGGUCAGCUUCAGACCAAGGAGGCCCUGACCAAGGCCAUCAAAGCCAUGCAGAAGUUUGGGGGGCUGGAGGAGACCGGAGUCUUUGACCAAGCCACACUGGGUCUAAUGAAAACACCCAGAUGUUCCCUGCCAGAUGUUUCUGAGGCAGACGUGACAAUGGGCCGCAGGAAACGAAGCCUGACUCCUCAGAACAAAUGGAAUAAGAGGCAUCUAUCCUGGAGAGUGAGAACCUUCCCCAAGGAUUCAGCCUUACUGGGCAGGGACACUGUUCGAGCCCUCAUGUACUACGCCUUGAAGGUCUGGAGUGACAUCGCACCACUUAACUUCCACGAGGUAGCAGGAAGUGAUGCAGACAUUCAAAUCGACUUCACUAAGGCCGACCACAAUGAUGGAUAUCCCUUUGAUGGGCCAGGGGGCACCGUGGCGCAUGCAUUUUUCCCUGGAGAGAGGUUCACAGCUGGGGAUACACACUUUGAUGAUGAUGAGGCCUGGACCUUCAGAUCACCAGACUCUCAUGGGAUGGAUCUCUUUGCGGUUGCAGUCCAUGAGUUCGGUCAUGCCAUCGGCCUGGUGCACACCUCAGCAAUAGAGUCCAUCAUGAGACCGUACUACCAGGGUCCUGUAGGAGACCCUCUAAAAUAUGACCUACCCUAUGAAGACAAGGUCCGCGUCUGGCAGCUCUACGGUGUCAGAGACUCAGUGUCACACACAAACCGACCAGGCAACCCCUCCCAGACUGCUGAACCUCCUGUCUUGCUGGACCUUCCUGAAAACAGAUCUAGUGUUCUGCUGGCGCGAGAUGCCCCCGACAGAUGCACUAGUCACUUUGAUGCAGUGGCCCAGAUACGAGGGGAGGCCUUCUUUUUCAAAGGAAAGUACUUCUGGAGACUAACAAGAGAGAAGCACCUGGUGUCUCUGCGUCCGGCUCAGAUCCAUCGCUUCUGGAGGGGCCUCCCAACCAAUCUGGACAGUGUGGAUGCUGUGUACGAGAGGCCUGGGGACCACAAAAUAGUCUUUUUCAAAGGUCUAAAGUACUGGGUAUUUAAAGACAAUAUCGUGGAGGAAGGUUACCCUCGUCCAAUAAGCGACUUUGGCCUACCCUCCGACGGCGUGGAUGCAGCCUUUGUUUGGCUACACAACGACAAAACCUACUUCUUCAAGGACAACAGCUACUGGCGCUACGAUGACCACCUAAGGCGCAUGGACCUGGGCUACCCUAAAGACAGCACGCUUUGGAAAGGGCUGCCACCAAACUUGGACGACGCCAUGAGGUGGUCUGAUGGCUCAUCCUAUUUCUUCAAGGGGAAGGAGUACUGGCGAGUGCCUGGCAGUGACAUGGAGGUGGAGGCAGGAUACCCCCGCCUCAUUGCUAAAGACUGGCUGCUGUGCACAGAGAUGCAGUCAGACUCUCCAGACACGGAGCCCAAAAGCACGGAGACGAGAGGCAACGCGCACCAUCACCCGGACCACGCAGAGAAUGGAUACGAGGUGUGCUCCUGCACCUCCGAUAGCGCCUCGCCUUUAGGCGCCCGCCCCUCCCCAUCUCCCAUGUGGCUGUUGCCACCUCUCUGGACGCUCUCGCUGGCCCUCCGCUCUGAACUGCUAUGAUGCCAAAGCAUUGGACAGAGUUCCUGAACUGUUUGGUGGAGGGCCAGUUGACACUGGAAAGUGGAUGAACUGUGAAGUUUUGUUCCUAUUAUAUGAUUUUGUAUACUUUAUGAUAUCUAAUUUUGCUGUUAUUUAUUUUACAGAUCUUGGUGGGCACUAACUAAAGCAGCCAGUUUUUCAUUGAAUGGUCAUACUGCCUCAUCUCUGCAAGGAAAAGAGUUAAUGAAUAUAGAGAAGAGCAGCCAACAGCAUCAAUG
Molecule: messenger RNA, 2382 nt
Organism: Larimichthys crocea (large yellow croaker)
Lineage: Eukaryota; Metazoa; Chordata; Actinopteri; Sciaenidae
Product: matrix metalloproteinase-17
Exons: 10
Coding region: 335-2125 (596 amino acids)
Biological process (GO): extracellular matrix organization; proteolysis; collagen catabolic process
Cellular component (GO): extracellular matrix
Molecular function (GO): zinc ion binding; metalloendopeptidase activity
Source: RefSeq, a predicted model, not a curated record